This is a messenger RNA of Striga asiatica, 642 nucleotides long. NCBI's taxonomy places the organism in Eukaryota, Viridiplantae, Streptophyta, Magnoliopsida, Lamiales, Orobanchaceae. The record is from the annotation of a GenBank genome assembly.
AUGAAGACAAAAGUGAGACACCAGGUGCAGGCUGAAUCUAGCAAAGGGGGGAAGCAGCAACAGGCAAUGUGGAGGAAGAUGUGGAGAGGAAUGAAUCAUGAUGUUAUAUGCCAUUGGUGUGGAAGCCAUGAAGAGGAUCUGGAGCACAUACUGUUUAGGUGUGAAAGGGCCCAAAGAAGUUGGAGACUGGCAGGCUAUCCUUGUCUUCAUAUAUCAUGUGGUGGUUAUGGAAGACAAGGAAUAGCUGGCUAUUUAGAUAGGAGAACAUUUCUGCAGGGGGCAGAGGAUAACACUAGACAGAUAAGUAAAGGAGUGGAGAACCAUGCAAGUUCUGAGGUAACACAUGGAGUAGGGGUUUCAGAGGUGGAACUCAGUGCUAGUGGUGGGAUAGCAUUUAAGGGAGAGGUUGAGGUGGCCAGAUGGACUGAGGAGAUGGAAGCAGAACCAAGAUCUACUGAUGAGAAAAUGCAGCAAAUUUGGAAUUGGUUACUGCAGGACAACACAUUAGGUUGGAACCGAGUGCAGAUGGUGGUGCAAACAGCAAGGAUAGCCAAACAGCUUAAUGAUCUUUCUUGGAUUUCCUCAAACUCUUCUGUUGUGUUGGAUGAUAUUUCUAUGAUGCUUAAGUCUUUUGAUUCUUAG